Coregonus sp. 'balchen' is the source of this 24581-nucleotide messenger RNA. The record is from the annotation of a GenBank genome assembly. Lineage: Eukaryota; Metazoa; Chordata; Actinopteri; Salmoniformes; Salmonidae.
UUGGUGGUACUUCAGACUCCCGCACAGUGCUCAGGGGCCAAUCUUAAAAUUGGCGUCCCUGAAAACUAUGAUGGUAUUUUCCCAUGGUACCUGGCUAAGGUAAGACUUUUCAGUUAAUUUGACCAUUUAUGCAAAAAAAAAAACAUUUACAACAAAGCAGCUUGCUUAUUGGGAAAUAAUAAUUAAGGAAUAAUUAUCUCCAUAUUGCUGCCAGUCUGUGUGAUGCAUCAUACCCUGGUCCUGCUGAUAUUGAUGUAUUAAUGGCUGUAUGCAAGUAAAAGAGGGAGAAGAGCCAUAAAAAGUUUUGCUGUUGCACUGCAUUCAGCGCUCAAGAUAUAAUUAUACCGGAGCUACUCCCGCACAGCUCCCUCAUCACGAAACAAAAAUUGGAGCGCCUCUGGCUGUCUGUUCAAAAAUUGGAGACGCCAGCCCUGCAUCCAUGGCCAGGAGGAUUAUUUUCUUCACUUAGAAAUCAUCAGGUUUGUCCUGGCAGCGCAUGUGUUUGACACUGUAAUUGAAGGCCUUUUGAAGCUGUCAAAUUAAAUGCGUGGUCCAGUCAUGUUCUUCCCUUUUGCAUGAUGUAUGAUCAAAACAUACCUCAGAUUCACUCUAAUGGCGGACAUGGUGGAGAUCGGAUAAUUGGCUCUACUUUGUGUUAGGGUGGAAAGGACAACAUUAUUACUUUAAAAUGUGUGUUCUUGAGCAGAAAUGGCACUGACAGUCAGGUCUAUGAGUCAGAGUUGUUUUCUCACCAGCUUUACUAUUUGAACGGCUCUGAACUUCUCAGGUAUCCUGCUCUGGCACAUGAUAGCUGUUUUUUAAAAUCAUAACAUGAAUGUAAGAAUGAAAAAGAUACAUUUCUGUCAUGAAAACAUUUGCAUUUCAUGUCAACACAUUAGAUUCAUGACAAGAGAAGAAUGUUUGGUGUGAACGAUUAGCUACUUUGUCAACCACUGCAUAGCCUUAAAUAUAGACUUUGCAGCCUGUUGGUCUAAAAUGAGGUUAUGGAGCAGUCAAGAAAGAAGUAUCCCAGACCAAAUCAAAGUGUUAGGUUCUCAGGAGUUGAACACAUGCUGAGAUCAUUGGCACGGCUUUGGCAGCUGAGAGCCAGUUGCUAUGUGGUAUGUGAAGCCGUAAAACAUGCAGCGCUGAGUGGCACGAGAUCACCAGCAUGCUCCUGUUUCAUAGGCUGCUCUAACCAUGCCACAGUCACACCGUGCCAGGCCAGGCUGCCAUGACAGUCCUCUACGAUAGACAGUCACACAGUACAUGACUAGGAUACCCAUUCAUAUCUGACCAUGGCCGGGCCAGACACAGGCAUUGUGGGUCUGGACCAGAGGGCGUCUGUUUUGUGACUGCCCCUCUGCCAGCAGCUUGUGACACCCUUGAGAACAAACUGUCAGCGGUGAACAAGUUUUCCAUAAGGGGGGAAAAUGUCAACGUUCAUUAUGACACAUAACCGCUCACUCAAAAGAUUCAAAAGGAUUGCCAGAUGGAGCUAUACAUACACAUAUUCAUCCAUUUACACGUCAUAGAAUGGGUGAAUGAUCAAUUGACUUUAUAUGAGCAGAGCAAAAAGACAUUACACAAGGCCCAGAGAUCUCCUGUGCUUGCAGUGACAUACAGUUAUCCUCUCAACUUUGAUGUAAAAGGUCAACAUUUGCCCACACACAGUAACUAGAAGUUUUAUUUUAGCUGCACAUGUGACUCUUGCCGAGAAUACUAAAGUUAAAGUCUAUUGUAGUGAAGAGGGAAUUGUAGAUUGAAUUAAUAUUAUUGUCCUUGUCCAACACAGCUCCCUGACCUCCCAGCUACCUACACUGACGUUGUGGUGAAAGGGGACGAUGAGGGGAUCUUUGGAGUUGAGGCAGGAUUUCUUUAUGCCCUGAAGCCUCUGGACAGAGAGAAGCAGCCAUCUUACUCUCUGCAGGUUGACAGUCACACAUUUAUGGCAUUAUCUAUGCAUGUAGUGAUAUGUUUACAAUACAUGAUUACGUUUACAAUACAUCACAAUACGUGAUUAAUCAUCCAUGCGGUUAUUAUGGCCAUUGGCAAAGAUGGAACACAAGGUGACCUAUGAGAUUGCAUGGAUGGAACGAUAUUGCAAUCAUCCUCAUCAAAAAUACCAUCAAAUUGAAUACAAUAUAUUGCAAUGAUUUGUUUUGAUUGGGGUGUAUUAUCUCUGGCUUGUCCUCAAACAAUGUACUGUCUAGCAACAUCAAAUGAGACACAAUAUCCUUAGUUAAUUACAAUCAAAUUAGAUCUUUAGGCUACCGUAUUUGUCUUAAUUAACUUAUAUUUGCCCUUCAUACUUACAGUUGCAUUUACUUUAAGCUGGAAGUGAGUUUUUCCCCCCCAGCUUCUCAGCUGUAAUUGCCACUAGAGAAAAUAAUUACUACAGGAAGUCAAGUAAUGUCACCCUUGUUAGCCCAGGAUUGCGUGACAGGCAUAGCCAGUCACUACAGGAACGGAAGAUAGACCUAAAUUAGGAAGUCAAUAUUGGCCAUUUGAGUAGCAGCCUGAGUGAAAGAAUGCUAUUACCUCCAUGCUUAAUUUAGAUCUCUGCCUAAUAAAAUGUUACAAUUUUAGUGUGGAGCAGAUUGGUGAGAAAUACUGUAUAUGUAAAAGUGAGAGACUACAAUGUCUUCAUAUAGCAUUGAAGACAUCUUUAGCGUGUUAUGAGGGGCACGAUUAGGUACUAAGCGCUUGAAACCUUGUGCGCUCAUCACAGGUGUCCUUCACAGUAUCCUUGCAGUCUCAGAGCUUUAUGGUGGAAGUAUGCGUCAUUGACAAGAACGACAACGUGCCUGUGUUUAUCGAGGAGAGCAUGAGAGGCAGUGUGCAGCUGGGACUUCUGAAAGGUUGGUUAUACUAGCCAGAACAUAGAGCCCAUCCACCAUUCAGGAGAAAACAAAUACCGGAGUUCACAGAAGGGAUUUUAAUUUGUGACAUAUUCAUGAGUUUAUUUCCCAAUACAUACUGAUGAGUGAUGUUUGCAUUGUCUGAAUCUUCAUGACUUAUACAGAAAUAGUAUCACCUGAACUAACCACAUGGCUCUAGUGAAGGACAUGUAUUAGAGGUAGAGGUGAUGUGCUUCAUCUUUUUUAUUGGGGUCUUACUACAGUCUGACCUUGAGCUAUUGUGGGGUAGUUCUUUGAGUUUUUGUGUAAGAGAUGACUCAAGCGUUUGGAUUUAUGUAACUGAGGGGACUCACGGUUGAGUGGAUAAACGGAGGGUGCUGUGUGAGUGUGAGCAUCACACCAACAGAUAGUGGGUUACCAUUGAUAACAUUGUGAUGUGAACUUCAGGCAAUUAUAGAGCAGACUUUACAUUGAGAGGUUAUAGUAAUAUCCCCAUAAAGUGUGCCUCUAUUCACAUGAACGACAGUAGAUACAAAUAUGUUUACCAAUUCAUGUUUUUACCAAAUGUAAAGUUAUGUAAAAUUAUGUUGGAAUAAAGUCUGAAGGUUAACAUAACUAAAUCAGGAUUGUCCAGGAGGAAUACUGGGAUUUAAACUGAGUAAGGAUGUUUCACUAUAAGAAAUAGCCAUUGUCAUCCUUGCUUAUGAUAGACUAGUCAAAUCACAGUCUGAAUGUACACAGCUGUACAGAAGCUUGUCUAUCUUUCUCUUGGCUAGGGAUCUCAUUCAUGCAGGUGGGGGCAUCUGACCGUGACGACCGUAACACAGCCCAUGCUGACCUGCGCUUCAGCCUGAUGGACCAGACCCCCAGGAUCCCCUCCAGUCACAUGUUCUUCAUAGACUCUGUGACCGGCGAGGUGUCACUCACUGAGGACGGUGAGUUAUAGGCCCCUCACUCAACUGUCCUGUUUUAUUCUACAUGGUAUUGUCUUACUUUUCUCAAUUCACAGUUAAAUGAAUUACUUAGUACACUCCUCUCAAUCCACAUACACACGCGCACGCACACACACACGCAUGUACACACGCACAUGCACGUACACACACACACAUACACACACACACGCACGUACACACAUACACACGUACACCAGUUAACUCUGAUAAAAACAGUCCCAAUUUGGGCAGUGUUGGUGCUAUUUCAGGACUUCUGGUUACCAUGGUGGCCCUAUGUUACAGCAUGACUGAAGCUAGACAACACUAACAACCCCAAUCCACCCCAUUGGCUGCCACUAUAGGUCCAUUUAACUGUGAAAUUGGCUAAUUACGUAUUUAGGACUCUGAUGGCCUUGUUAGUGGGUUAUUAACAAUGUUUUCCCGCUUUUUUUAACGUGCUGUCUGUGAACAACGUAAUGCAGCUCCAGGACUCCCUGGAUCGUAGCAGUCCGCCAUUCAAUUUAAGUGACCCAUUAUAGCCACCAAGCAGGGCUUUACAUUUUACAGGUCAACAGUGUGUUUCUAGACACUGAGACAUAUCCUAUAAAAUCAGACUGGAAAACACUUUCAGUUAAACACCUAACAUGCCACCACAAUCAUUCAACAGCCCAAUUUCUCCCCUUGGUUAUUUCAUUCUGCCCCACUUGUGGUGGUUACUGUAUAUUCAACUGCUAUAUAUAGCCUAUAGCCUACAGCCCCCGGUUAUCAUUAUAUAUGAUAAUAAUUAUGACGUAUGCUACUGCUGACCUCAGUGAUUUAUUUUGUGUGUUUGUCUAAAUAUCUGAUUGUAAUAUAUUGAUAUAUAUGUGUGUGUGUUCCAGGGGCUUCCACCCUGGACCCAGAGAUGUGUGGCCGCUACAAGCUGUCAGUGAUGGUGAAGGACAUGGGGGGGAAACCCAACGCUUUCUUCUCCAUGGGCAUCGUGACGGUGGAGGUGACGGGAAACACCUGGGCGUCACCAGACCCUGUUCGCCUCCAGGAGAACCUCCCUGGCCCCUACCCCAUCCCCAUCUCACAGGUAGAACCUCCCUGGCCCCUACCCCCAUCCCCAUUUCACAGGUAGAACCUCCCUGGCCCCAUCCCCAUCUCACAGGUAGAACCUCCCUGGCCCCAUCCCCAUCUCACAGGUAGAACCUCCCUGGCCCCUACCCCAUCCCCAUCUCACAGGUAGAACCUCCCUGGCCCCACACCCAUCUCACAGGUAGAAUCUCCCUGGCCCCUACCCCCAUCCCCAUCUCACAGGUAGAACCUCCCUGGCCCCAUCCCCAUCUCACAAGUAGAACCUCCCUGGCCCCUACCCUAUCCCCAUCUCACAGGUAGAACCUCCCUGGCCCCUACCCUAUCCCCAUCUCACAGGUAGAACCUCCCUGGCCCCUACCCCCAUCCCCAUUUCACAGGUAGAACCUCCCUGGCCCCAUCCCCAUCUCACAGGUAGGACCUCCCUGGCCCCUACCCCCAUCCCCAUCUCACAGGUAGAACCUCCCUGGCCCCUACCCCCAUCCCCAUUUCACAGGUAGAACCUCCCUGGCCCCAUCUCCAUCUCACAGGUAGAACCUCCCUGGCCCCUACCCCAUUUCACAGGUAGAACCUCCCUGGCCCCUACCCCAUCCCCAUUUCACAAGUAGAACCUCCCUGGCCCCAUCCCCAUCUCACAGGUAGAACCUCCCUGGCCCCUACCCCAUUUCACAGGUAGAACCUCCCCGGCCCCUACCCCAUCCCCAUUUCACAGGUAGAACCUCCCUGGCCCCUACCUCACCCCCAUCUCACAGGUGACAUAGUAUCAUGCUCCUUCUCCAUCCCCAUCUCACAGGUGACACACAGUGAUGCUUUCAGGUGUCAUUUGCCUCUAGUCUAGAAAAAUGGAAAGGGGUCUUCUGACAAAUGUCAAACACUGUGAACUUUCCUCAGAUAUUCUAUUUGACUGUUCCUUGUAAAGGAAUGGGUGAAUCAUCAGGAUACUGCAGUUGUGUUGUUGUCUUUUUAGCCCCCCCCCCCCUCCGGGCUUUCCUAAGCGACCAAGGUGUGCAUUAUUAAUGUCACUCAUACCCCUAGCCUUUCCCCUGCCUGAGUCACGGUAGCCUGAGGUUCCGUUCCCGCUGUCGGUGUGUGUGUCUGUGUGUGUGUCCAUAAUGUCGAAGAUUGCUCAAUCAAACCUCACACUUUGUUUCUGACUUAGCGGUUGUAUUGAAUAGGGAUCAGUCUCUGUGCUCUGUGCGGGGCCAGUGUCUCUGUAUCUGCACCUGGUCUGCUUUACAGUCUGACGUUUAGCUUGUUAUUCAACAUUUAUAAUAUUAGCCACGGCCCACUGCUUGCAUCAGCACAAAAUCACUAAAGCUGUGUAAAGCUGUGCAUGCUUGUCCAUUUAUGUAUAUAUUCUUAAAUUAACCAUAUUGGGUAUAUGUUGUGAAAUUGUUAGAUAUUACUUGUUAGAUAUUACUGCACUGUCGGAGGUAGAAGCACAAGCAUUUCUCUACACCCGCAAUAACAUCUGCUAAACACGUGUAUGUGACAAAUACAAUUUGAUUUGAUUUGAAUAACCGGAAACAUCUGACAUUAUCAGAAAGAGGAAAACUAGACGUUCUGUUACUGCUCAGUAGUAUGAAUCUUCUCUGCAUUUCUAUCAACAUUUAUUAGUCUGGAAAACAAUAGUCUGUUUUCUAUAUAUAGGUGCUUACAACAAUGGAACAUUGUCAGAAAUGCAAACUUAAGACCUCAAGACAGUAAUGCAAAUUCGAGAACAUAAAGUCAUGAUUUGCUGUGAAUAUGUGUAUUUCUAAAUUUCAGUGUGGUCUGUGGGUGUCACCACAGUAACUCCCCUCCACCUCCUCUUCCUCCUCUCCUCCUCCUCUCCUCCUCUCACUCACGCCAGCUCCAUCCGCCCACUGAAAACGUGUGGACUCAAAACGUGGGCAGAUUUGAUCUUUUUCACAUUUUCAAUGGCAAUUUACCAACCUAAAAUAAAAUCUAUCCAAAUGUGGACAGGCAAAAUCUCAAACAAAUCCUCCAAAUCUCUGCCAGAACAUAAAUGUGUGUGUGUGAGAGAGAGAGAGAGAAAGAGAGAAUGUGCUAGAAGUUGUGCUCUAGAGCUCUUCACAGCUCAGAGGCGGGGUCAGGGAGGUGGGAGGCUGACAGAAAAGCAUGGACCAGGUUUAAAGUACAAGAUGACUCUGUUCUUGAGAUUCUCAAAAAAGAUAUGCUUCUUUUAAAUCUGAUUGCAAAAUAAUAAUAAUAAUAUAUGCCAUUUAGCAGACACUUUUAUCCACAAGCGCCAUUGCUCUACCAACUGAGCUAAGCGCUACAAAGGACCACAAAGCAUCAUGAUGUAUAUUAUUACUUUAUACUGCAAUGUAAAGAUUAUAUCGGCUAUUACUUAUGUUUUUUAUAGUGCAUCUACUUAGUAGGAAUCUGUUUGUCAACAUACUAUUACUAUAUCACAAUUAAUUAGGCUGUAACUUGUAUUGUAGAGGCACCACAUAAUACCACAUCUGCAUGUCCAUGUAAAGGGUUAACAGUGUAGAAUCCACCACUGGUGACUGUGCCUACAUGAUGGGAAAAGCCUCUCUCCACCCACUCUGCAUUUACCACCAUGUGUAUGUAGGCGGUAGGACUCACAGCUGUGCUGUUACCAAACAGAUGGGGGGGGUCAUGUUGAAAGACUCUGAGUAUGACUGGGAGCCCUUUACUAUCAACAGCAUGGAAAGUCAUUUAUCUACCCAGUGAAAUGUCGUGCUACACGUAUGCAUUAUGCUGAUGUAUUUUUCUUCUAUUAUGCAUUUCUCUUUCCAAAUAUUUUCAUUCAGUCACAUGUCAUUGAUAUAGGUGCACUUUGGUUGUUGAUCUCAAGAAGCAUUGCUCAUCUUUGGGCAUUUUCUGGCUAAAUCAAGGCAGGAGAAUUCCACAUUGAGCAUACUUCUUAUACAUGUAAGUCAGAUUUGUAAAAUAAAAUGGAUCUAUUAGAAAUACAGAAGUUGUGGGCAAUUCCACCACUUUUCAACCUCAUUUCAUUAUCUCCAGCACAAUACCAGUGUCUACAAAUGUGAAAACGACGCAUUUCUACGUUUUGUUGACAUAAUCAAAAAAUGAAAACAUUUUAAAAAGAGUGAUUUUCAAACAUGAGAUGCGCGGUGACGCAGGGAGCAAGAAAAUACCCUCCCUCUGUCUAGAAUCUCGUUGCAGGCUUUGAAAAUCACUGAAUAAUGUUUUAGGACCUUUCUUCUUAUCCUUUUAACCACAGAUCAUAGAAACGCGCCAUUUUCACAUACGCAGACACUGGUAUGGUGCUGGAGAUAAUGAAUAUGAAGUUGAAAAGUGGCGGAAUUGCCUUUUAAGACUGCUUAUUCACAAGGUGACAUAGAAGACAGAGCGUGCACUGCAAGCUGUUAAAAAAGCACUGAAAGCAAAACAUUACAUCAGCUAGUGUGCUCUACUCCUCCAUUUUUAGAACAACCAAGUCAUUAAUCACGUUGUUAUAUACUACAUCUCUUCAAAGCACUGAGGCCCUGAAACACAAUAACACUGGGAGUAAGGCAGUAGUGAGAAGAGAGUCUUGUGUAUACACAGCCUCAAUGUUUGGGGAGCCAUCUCCAAAACAAUGGAGUGGAGUGUGACAGUGUGAUGAGGAGAUGUACACAGCUCCUUCUUGGGUGCUGUUUCAUGGGGUCCUUUGAGCCAAUCAUACAGCUCCCUGUCCAGCCCUGUGCUUUAAAUCAGGGGUUUCCCUCUCUAGUAAAGCCUAGGUAUCUAUGCUUUACUAGAGAGAGAGAGAGAGAGAGAGAGAGAGAGAGAGAGAGAGAGAGAGAGAGAGAGAGAGAGAGAGAGGAGAGAGAGAGAGAAGCAAUUGAAACGAUGUUCAGUUUAUGACCUGUUCGGUGCCUUCCCUGCUUCCCUGUGCUGUGUCUAGGUGAAGUGGAGUGGGGGUCUGGUAGAGUACAGCCUGGAGGGGGAAUUCCCAGAGAUGCUGUUCACUGUCAGCAGAGAGGGAGUCAUCUCUCUCAACGCCCCACUAGACAGAGAGACUCAGGACCAGGUGAGUGGGCACACUGUUUUCAUUCACAUUGUAUCUAUCGUACCCCCUGUCUUUAUCGUAGAGUAAAGACUUGUUAGGGCAGUGAAUGCAGAGUAAUGUCAUGUGAUGUACGACAGUACACUGUAAGGACAGAGGAAAAUCGGGGUAAACAAGAAAAGGAGGAUCAUGACUCAAAUCACAACGUGUCUUUUUUCCUCCUCUGGAGUUUGCCAAGAAGCUAAGCUCCAAAGCUGUACAGGAUUAGAUAAACAUCACUUUUUGGCACAGGUUGACUUUGGGGUCAUUCUGCAGAGUAGCAAGCAACAUGUCUGCCCAGAGACCUUACUGCUCACUGGUCUGACACAAGUAAGGAGAAAUCCAUCACUGUAUUGGAUGUUCUGUUUCUACAGAAAGCCCUCUGAGAGUCUAUUCUGUCUGAACUCUACCUAUAGUACAGUAAUUAUAAAGCCAGACACACCCCCUCUCCCCUCCUUCACCUCUCUUCCUGCCUGGCAGUGACUGUCACCUACCGUGAUGGAGCUGUCAUGUUCCAGCAUGCAUCACACUGAGUCACAGCCUAUCGAUACACCUCCUCACACAAAACAACACGAGUGAGGCAGUCCAGGUUCCCUGAUUGAGAUGGUUCCACGCUGACUGACUGAGACUCAUAUGUCAGCGGCAUGUGACUCGUACAGCUGAUGGAGGGAAGAGGGAGGAGAGGAGAAGGGGGAUGCACAUGUACAGUACCUUUCACUUGGUGUUGACAGAGUUGUGUGCCCAUACGGGGUGCAGAGAUGAUGAAUAAUCCCUGGACGUGUCAAAGAAGGCGCUAUACAAGCAAAAUGGCUCAGUGCUGUGAGCUGAUAAGCAGUCCAUGAAUCAAUGGACACACAGUCACUGCCUGUCUUCAGGUUGAAGUGAAAGGGGGGAGGGGGGCAAUCUGCACAAAAAAAACCCCCACAUUUUAUUCACACUCAUACACCCCACACACCUCCCAUCCCCCCAUCUAUUCUAAGAAAGCUCAAUAGAUAAUAAAUACAAAAUCGUUGUGGCUUUAUCUCAAACUGAUGUUCCAGUGUGUAAUUGUGCCACGUUCAAUACAGAACAUUAAGAUCUUUCCAGGCUGAGAGCUUGCGCUCUGUGUUAUUCCAGUGUGACUGUUUGUGGUCUCACUGUGCAUCCAGACAGGGAGAUUUAAUCUAUCUGACAUUUUGUGAAAGUACAUGACCCCAUGUGGCUCUGUCUGUUAGUUCCAGAUCAGCAUUGUGGUGGAGCGUCCGGACGGCAGGGAGAUCGCCAAGCCUGUGGAGCUGAGGGUGAUGGUGGGCGAUGCCAACGACAACAGGCCCACGUUCCCUACUACACAGUACCACACCGUGGUCAAGGAGCUCGCCCCACGGGGUGAGGCACAACCCUCAGAACACUCAUUUAACACACUCCUACAGAUAACUCUGGAACAAACUGGAUCACAAAGGCCUUUUGUUUAGGCUUAAAACGAAAUACUCCGAAAAAAUAAAUAAAUAUGGAGAGGGUUCAAUUCUGUUUUUGUUUUGCCCACACACUAAUCUGUGAGGACUUUGCUCUUUUCCCAGGGACGGAAAUCCUCACAGUUCAAGCAGCCGACAACGAUGAUCCCAAAACAGAUAACGUGAGGAUAUUCUACCGGCUGGUUGGCCAGAUCCCAGAGAGCCCUCGUGCCUUGUUCCGGGUGGACCGUGACUCUGGGGUCAUCUCAGUGCAGGCAGACAACCUAGAGGGAGCCGCCCCACAGUACACACUGACCAUCACUGCUGAGGACGCUAAAGGUGACCAACAGUACUGCAUGGCAAUGUGGUUCUGUGGUGUUAGGGAGAGGGGUGAGGGAUUACUUCCACAAAGAUAAUGUAUGCAUAGUACAAUGUAAAGAUAAUCCAGAGAUACUCUAUAGUAGUAACCUAUUGUGAUAUGUAGACACGGGUGCAGUGGUAGUGUAAAUGAGUUUUAGACUAGCAGAUGUAUCCUCUGAGGAGAAUAUUGUUUAAAUAUGACACUACAGUGACUGAUGAUCAUGAUUAAGACUGAGGGCAUCAGUAUGACAGAGGCAUGCCAAACGAAAUGACUCACUAAUGGAGCCUAUCUCUCUCUGAUGAUGAUUUCAUUUGCAGGGUUAAACAGCUCAUGUACUGUGGUUGUGACAGUGCAGGACGAGAACAACAACCCACCCGUCUUCACUCAACACGAGGUACCUUUACGCAGGCUGAAGAGGGGACUGACCUGUGAUUUUGGGUUUGGGUUUGGGGGAUAGAAGUGAUUCAGAGCACUCAUUGCAAAUCUAUCUGCUUAUAUAUUAGAUUUUUCUCUUCUGUUGGAUGGCUGCUGUGUGAACUCUCCCUCCAGGUCACUGAUUUGAUUUCCCAGAGGGGAGCGAGAUGGAGUGCUUCGAGGGGGAUCCGAGCUUUAAUCUCAGGCUUAUACAAAUGUAGGAUCAUCAUUUGAGCCAGUUUGCUACAGCAGGAAAGUAAUCCUGCAGCAACAGAACAUUUGAAUUAUUAUGUGGAUUAUAAUUAAUGGGCAAUUUUUCGUAAUGGAAAAUCAAGUCGGAAAUUUCAGAAGCAUUUUUAAACCUCAAAUACACUACACGUUUUACAUUUCGUGCAUUGCAGGAAAGUUCUCCCACAACAGGGUGAUCAAAUUAAUAUCCUACAUCUGUAGAGAUGGAACCAUAUUAUUGUAGGGUUUUUUCUCAUUGUGCUCCAAAUGGACAAUGUUCUCUGAGUUAAUCUGAGUAAGCCUCAGAUGAGGCCUUUGAGAAUCCUUUAUUUAUAGAAUAGGCAAAUCCACAGCAUCGCCAUAAGACAGCUCUAAAUGAUAUCCCUCACACUUACAGCAGUCGGAACAUUUCACAUCUUUAUAGAAAAAUCAUCGCACUGAGCAAUAUUCAAUAUUAUGUCUGAGCACACUAGUCCAAAAAAGUGGUUUUAGAUUAAAUAUGAAAUACUUUGUUAAAAGUGAAAAAUGCAUCCCUUCUAAUAGAGAAAUGAACUGCAUUGUUCUGGAAUUUGUCAAUAAAAAGCCCUCAGAAGUGAAUCAUAAGAGAUCUCAUUAGCCGCACAGUGUCGUCAUCUCCUCUGGUACGGGGGGAGUGUCCCUGAGCCUACCAAUUAAAUUGACCUUAAUCUUAACAUAAAGGCUAUUUUUGAUCUAUGAGAGCAUCUUUGGGGACAGUCAGUGUUUCCAGCGGUCUUUUCCAUAGUCGAUCCUCAUGAAUAAUGAAGUCACAGCUGAGGUCUCUAUGAGACAACAUUGGGUUAGCUCUGGCCUCAAGGUAUGCAGUAUACGGGCCAAAGAUAGACUGUUUUCUCACACACUGUUCCAGAAUGGAAAACAGUCUACACCCACACCUCCUGAAUAAUGCAGGAGACAGGAUAGUCGUGAAAGAUGUGGGAGCAAAUCGCCAUCUUAAGAUGGGGACAUGUGACAAUGAACACACAAAGCUCUCGUUGACCUGGUGCUAGACUAAGUCAAUGUAAACACCAACUGUGCUUGUUAUGUUUAGAUGCUCUCGGAGUGAGAGAAGGUACUGUUAAGAUACAGGAGACGUGCCCUGCCUUCAUAUUCUACAGUCAUUCCAGAGUCAUCCAGUGUGUUCCUCAUUGGGUGCAAGCCAUGGCAAAAGAUUUACAGCCAUUCUCAUUUUGGAUUCUCUAUGCACCUCAACAAUGCUGUCGAUCAUUUCUUGAGUCGAUGCCAGCCCCAGGCUCAUGUUCUUUCACUAUGGCACACACACACACACACACACACACACACACACACACACACACACACACACACACACACACACACACACACACACACACACACACACACACACACACACACACACACACAGACACACACAGAGGUGGAAAAAGCUCUUGAGUGGGUCACGCCAGAGUGCCCCUGCUUUUUCCAGCAACAUGUGAACGGGUUUGUAGGGAGCUGGCAGGUGAGUGGUGAGACCCAUGGUAUCAGCGACCCUCUAGCCUGGGCAAGCAGAUCAGAGACACAGCCGCUUCAGUGGAGGGUCACAGUGAGUGGCAGAUUAAAGGACUCCCAAGCAGAGAGAUAGGAGGUGUGUGAAUGAAGGUCAACAACACAGGGCCACAGGGGACACGCCUGCAUACACACACCAGACCUGGGUCAAAUACAUAACCUAGAUUAUGUCAAAUAUGUUAAAACUUUUGAAAUGCACUUGAUUUAGUUUGCCUGGAACAACGGAACCAAUGGAGUAGUCCUAAAAGUGCACAUUCUAAGCUAAAUCAAUCUAAUACUAAAUAAUAUACUUUUCAACUAUUUCUCAAUCAAUCACAUUAAUUUUAUAAAGCUGUUUUUACAUCAGCAGUUGUCACAAAGUGCUUUACAGAUACCCAGCCUAAAACUCCAGAGAGAAAGCAAUGCAGAUGUAGUAGCCCCUGCUUCAUGAUCUUUUUCUUCUCCCUGUCCUCAUCCCCCCCUCCUCUCUCCCUUUCUCCUCUCACCUUUCUCUCUCCCUCCUCCCCCUCUCUCCUAGUACGGCCCCUUCCACCUGGCAGAGGAUGCUCCUUUGGGAGCCACGGUAACAGUGGUGUCGGCGUGGGAUGCUGAUGAGAGGGGAGGAGACAGCUGGCAGGUGAAUUACAGGCUGGAGUCUGGCAACGAGGAGGAGGUGUUCACGCUGGUCACAGACAAGCAGACCAAUGAGGUUUCAAUCAUCCUCUCCAAGGUACGGCCAUCUCCUUCAUUCAACAGUCUCUAUUCUCUCUUGUUCAUUCACAAAUAAGACACAACCCAGAGAGCCCUAGACGUCGAUGAAUAUGAUGCAUUUUAACAUGAUCUCAACAGUAAUAAUAUCUUCAUAGAAAUAUGCAAUGUAGACUCUAAUAAUUAUGCAUUUCGGUAAGUAACCAUAAAGAAAAGAUACAGGCAUAUUGAAUCUUGUAUAUCACUUUCUGUGUCUCUUCAUACACACACGUGGCUAUUUCAACGGCACGUGUCCCAAAAAUAAGCCAUGACAAAAAAAAUGAGUUUAUCCCAAAAUAAUCUGAGCCCAUCCCUGGGGUGUCUCUUUGGCUCUUCCCUGGUCUCCUGUAAUCCCCUCCACCCUCCCAGCCCCGCCUCAGCAUCGCCCUGCCUCAGCUCUCCCCUGGCCUGGACAGGAGGGCUUUGGAGACAAAGAGAGAGUGUUUGUCAUUGUGUGUGUCCCAAUUCCCUGGAAGUGUGGCAACUAUGUUCUACCUCUCUAUGAGAGUAGAGAAAUGUUACCCAUAUUCCACAGAGGUAAACCAGGAGUUGUCUAAACUGAUAUAGGACUGGAGCACAACCCCUUUGCAUUGUAUCUGAUGGACCCUGACAUACAGUAACAAUAUCAAAUGUAUGACAGAGCCGUAUAAGGCUCUGACAUAGGCCUACUGUAGCUAAUUUUGAAGCACCACGUAUGGUGUAUUGUUUGUGCAGCAGUUACACGCUUAAAGCUAGCCAACGAUAAAAUAGCAUGUUAGUGCAUCAGAGCAUGCUCACUAAUAUGUGACCUUGUGGCGAGACUGACACAACCCAGAGGGUAGUCCCAUUGUCUUAUUAAGAACAGAUUCCACAAAGUCUAAUUGAAUAAUCGCACAGUGCCAUUAGUCUGUAGAAAGUAAUUGCAGUUUACUCACUAUAAACCACAUAGGCAAGGCACUGCUAACUAAACACUAGCUCAUCUGGCUCUCUGGUGCUGUGCUACAGUUGUUUUGAUAGCGUAAAGAUGAUAUCAAUGUGGAUAUUCAGCUCCUGCUGUACUGUAGGCAGAUGUGUCUGAGGUUGGGUGUAGCAUGAUAAUCUAUGUGACUUGAUCAGGAAAAACUCUGGGCCUUUUACCAGACCCAUGUCAAGCAUGAGUUCUGUUGAAAUGUCUCCCACACGCAUACACACCUGCCGUCAUGAAUGGUGAAUUAGAGAUGAUGGGAUAGAAAAGUGUGUGGUCAGUGGCUGUGUGCUGGGUGGCAGGUGCACAUAGCUGAUUCAAUCCUUUUCAGGGGAAAGAAUGGAGAUUACAGACGAACACACCAACGCGCAUGCGCUACACAUACCACACACACACACACACACACACACACACACACACACACACACACACACACACACACACACACACACACACACACACACACACACACACAACCUCACACACUGGACUAAUGCUUUGAUCUUAUUAUGAUCUUGAUAUGAAAGAGGGGAUCACAAGUAAUCGUCUCCUUCUUUUUAAAUCCAUUGAGCUGGAGACUCUCAUGCUUCAAGUGUCCCCAUUUAACCGAGUGGGCCGCCCUCCACACAGUAACUUAAGGCCAGCAACAGCAGCUGAGUGGUGGUUGGAUUCUUCUGGUUGUUGCCUGACAUAAACCUGCACUUCACCUCCAGUCAGCACCAUUAGUCACUCCAACACAGAUCAACGUCUGAACGUCUGUGUUUUCUCUCUAGCAACAGAGGUAGCUAUUUGGGCCAGGCUACAUGUUAUUAGCAACAACAAUCACUUCAUUUCACCAGAACGUAGACAACUCACAGAGUAAGCAUAGCAACGGCUGUCCACUAACGGGAUUCUCCGUCACAAGCAUGAUUCAUGUCAGUUGACCCUUGAAUCAAAUGGCUGUCCCUGUCAUUCCAGUUUCUGUUUUACAGUGGAAAUAAAACUCUGCCGGUAAAUCAGCUUGUCUCACAUGCAGGUGACGGUAUUAUAGAGGCCUUGUUUACUUUAGAGUCGCUGUAGGAAUCAGUCUGUAAAUAUGUGGAACGCGCCGAUUCCCAGCAGACAUAUGCAGGCUCUUUCUGACCUCCUGUGUUUGCUCGAUGAGCGUAAUACAAUCCCAUGCCUCUGGAGGGGGCGGUUCGAUAUUUUGCUCAGUCUAAAUGAGCAGCCUGUGCAUCUCAUGGAGUGCUGAAAUGGCACAUUCACAACAGAUUCACUGACCGCUUUUUGCUCUUUAGAUAAAGUCUGCUGUUUUCUAGGAAAUGUUAGUAAAGCCCUCCCAUGAUUAUUUUCCUAGUGUUCAUUCUUGCACUGUAUGUAGAACACUAUGUUCCCAUAUUUCACAGCUCUCAGAACACUACAUGUAUGUUAGUGCAUGCGCUUCCAUAUGAGCAGCCUUUCUAUGGCAACCUGUAUGCAUGCAGGUGCUGGACUUCGAGCGGGAGAGCGAGUACAUCCUGGUCCUUAGUGCUCAAAACCCAGUGGCCCUGGUCCGAGGGAGGUAUGGCCCAGCGUCCACGGCAACCGUCUCCAUCUAUGUGGACGAUAUCAACGAGGGCCCCAUCCUGUCCCAGAGCCACUACGAGGUCACUGUCAGAGAGGGGGAGGAGCCAGGACGGGUUAUUGCCACUAUUCGUGGAUAUGACCCAGACUCACACCCAAUCAGGUGAAACAUCAUUCAUCAGAAAUAAUGAAAAAUAAACAUUAAUUCACAGUUUAAAGGGGUUCAGGGUGUUAUCCCACCCCACAUAUACUCUGAAGUAAUACGUACUAAUGGUUUGGGUUUUGUUUUUGUCCAGAUACUCGCUCAGAGGAGACACAAAGAGGUAUUUCUCCAUUGGGAAGUACUCAGGUGAGCUGAAGACCGUCCAGGCCUUGGACAGAGAGGAAAACAGCACCUACACUAUGGAGGUCAUGGCUGAAGAUGGACGUAAGAUGAUUUUCUGAGAAUAAUGUCUAUUUCUAUAUUUCUCUAUCUUUCCAGACAGAGGCUUCAGGGCAGCUUAGACCUCGGCCUUCUGUUUGUCCCAGUGGGUGUCACAUUUAAUAAGGCAAGGCUAAAGCAAUACUUCCAUUGAGAGUUCAAGACCACACAGUAUUCACUGACAAUGUAAUAAGCAGGGAGUGAGUCAUGCGAAGUGACAGCCAGUGUGUAGCCAGCUAGCUGGUGGGUGUAGAGUGGGGAGUGAGGAGGGGGUGUAUGUUGUAUAGAAAACUCAAAUCCAAUCCUCCCAACACUAGAUAAGCAUGACUCAGAACAGAAGAUAGACCUGCAGGGUCUGAGAGCUACACACGGCACCUCUCCAAUUACCCACUGCCCUCAUCCCUCGUAUGCACUUAUUAUCAUGUCUAGUGAAAGAUCUAUUCCAAUUCAGACUGGUCCAUUACCCGCAGAAUGGGGGCUCUGACUCACAUAUUGAGUCCAAACCUGUAGAGGCUAGAGAGGACAGUGGUGUUAAUUGGUGGAGGAGAUCCUGUAUUAUGUUGGUUGGAUCGAAGUGUACAGGUAUCAGAAACAUUUUAAAAUCUGCUUUGUAGUUCAGAGAGGUUGUGGUUUCUAAUGUCCCUCUCUGUGCUUGUCAAGGCCAGCAGCACCCAAUACGAGGACUAUUGUUUACCAGUGAUUCAAUGGGUACUAAUGUUUAUUAAAACUGAACUAUUUGCCCCCAAGGGAACUCUUCUCUGUCAGCCUCCACCCUGGUAACGGUACAUAUCCUGGAUGUGAAUGACAACAGUCCUGUGUUGGUGGGGGACUACUCCUGGAAGUACCUGUGUACACCUCGCUGGGAGGACCAGGCCUUGGUGCUGGCAUCCCGGGACAGUGAUGGUCCCCAGCACGGUGGCAGGCUCAACUUCUCCCUGCGCAGUGACGCCACUGUGCGCGGCAACUGGAAACUCACCCCCAUCAAUGGUGCGACUGUCUGCCUCAUCAUCCAGAUAACCUAACUCAGUUUUUUUUUCUUUCAGACAAACAGAAAAAUCAACACAGGCUUAAAACAACCUCUUGGCCCAUCAGAUAUUUUAGUAACCAAUCCAGCAUGACAAUACUAUAGGUGUAGUGACUGUAGUCGGGACAGGGUGACCCAACGCUAUGACAUUGUAGGCUAGCACCAUACUGUAGGAAGUAGGACCCAGGAAACAUUAACCUCUCUGGAGGAUCAAUCCAGAUCGAGGUGUUGGAUUGGUUGAGUCAUGUCUGUGUAAGAACCACUGCCAGACAGCUAAAUUACAGUGACAAAUUAGACCACUUAUUAUAUUUGAGUCAUCAUGGUGACGUUAGACCUGACGCUGUCACUGUGGCUACCCGUGUCUGUGUACCUGUAAUAACAUUGGAAAGAGAACAAUCCAGGGUGUUUUGCUACAAUGUGAUGAAUGGUGAGUAGGAGGUAAUUCAGGGAUCCAUUCAGGCCGCUUGUAGAUCCAGAAGAGACGUGUAGAGAGGAUUAGAGUGAGUGGGAACUGAGACACUGACUGGCAGUGGAAGUAAAUUGCCCUCAUCCUUUCUUCUGAGGCUGUCUGACUUGGCAGUGUCAGUAAUACGCCUAAUUGCCUCUUCCUGUCGCUGUACCUGUCUGUAAUGUGUCAGGCUGACAUACAGUAAUCAGACUUGUCGACUUGGCUGUGCUGACACAGCCUCUCUUCUGAUUCACUGUGUCAACCUUUUCUCUUUCGUUUUUUUCUCUCACCCUUUCUCUCUGAUGCAUUAUUAAUGGAAGAGGCGGAGGCCGGCUGUAAUUAUAUUUCCCCUUUAAUUUGUGUGAUGUCACAGCUGGGACCCGCUGGGCUGAAAGGCUAAGAGGCUAAAAGUGUAUUUUUCCCAGCAGCACCCAGCAGCUGCAAGACUUGUCCCUACUAACACCUGCUGCAGACGUGCCAUGGCGCACCUAUUUACCUCACCUUUAUGGCUCUUCGCCCUCCUCCCUGACAACUGGGGAGGCUGGAGAGAGUGACGGAGGUGUGACGCAGCCUCUGUCUUUGAGAAGCUCACAGAGUAUGCUGUGACGUGAUUGUCCUGAGAGGUUUACCAGUAGAUUCCACUGUUCCUGUCCACCACUGAACAGACAGUCAAUCAAUUCUAAUGAAUCAUAAAUAGAUACAGCAAUGAUUUACCUCUAUAUUUCCCAUUAUUCCUGGGCCGUGAUAAAACCAGGUUAAAAAAAACUCUCACAUACACUAUUCCUGUCAAUUAUGACAUCAAAGAAAAGUCACAAUAAAAACCAUUGAGGAUGCGGAAGACCAAGGGCUCCUCUACUAUUUAUGGCACUGAAGCCUGCCGGCUGCAGCCUUACCUCACGAGAUGAUAUACAGUGCAUUCGGAAAGUAUUCAGACCCCUUUACUUUUUCCACAUUUUGUUACGUUACAGCCUUAUUCUAAAAUGGAUGAAUAGUUUUUUCCCCCUCAUCAAUCUACACAAAAUACCCCAUAAUGACAAAGCAAAAACAGGUUUUUAGAAAUGUUUGCAAAUGUAUUAAUAACUUAAAUAUCACAUUUACAUAAGUAUUCAGACCCUUUACUCAGUACUUUGUUGAAGCACCUUUGGCAGCGAUUACAGCCUCGAGUCUUCUUGGGUAUGACGCUACAAGCUUGGCACACCUGUAUUUGGGGAGUUUCACCCAUUCUUCUCUGCAGAUCCUCUCAAGCUCUGUCAGGCUGAAUGGGGAGCGUCGCUGCACAGCUAUUUUCAGGUCUCUCCAGAGAUGUUCGAUCAGGUUCAUGUCCGGGCUCUGGCUGGGCCACUCAAGGACAUUCAGGGACUUGUCCCGAAGCCACGCCUGUGUUGUCUUGGCUGUGUGCUUAGGGUCGUUGUUGUGUUGGAAGGUGAACCUUCGCCCCAGUCUGAGGUCCUGAGUGCUCUGGAGCAGGUUUUCAUCAAGGAUCUCUCUGUACUUUGCUCCGUUCAUAUUUUCCUCGAUCCUGACUAGUCUCACUUUCCCUGCCGCUGAAAAACAUGGUGCCAGGUUUCCUCCAGAUGUGACGCUUGACAUUCAGGCCAAAGAGUUCAAUCUUGGUUUCAUCAGACCAGAGAAUCUUGUUUGACAUGGUCUGAGAGUCCUUUAGGUGUCUUUUGGUAAACUCCAAGCGGACUGUCAAGUGCCUUUUACUGAGGAGUGGCUUCCGUCUGGCCACUUUACCAUAAAGGCCUGAUUGGUGGAGUGCUGCAGAGAUGGUUGUCCUUCUGUAAGGUUCUCCCAUCUCCACAGAGGAACUCUGGAGCUCUGUCAGAGUGACCAUCGGGUUCUUGGUCACCUCCCUGACCAAGGCCCUUCUCUGCCGAUUGCUCAGUUUGGCUGGGUGCCAGCUCUAGGAAGAGUCUUGAUGGUUCCAAACUUCUUCCAUUUAAGAAUGAUGGAGGCCACUGUGUUCUUGGGGACCUUCAACGCUGCAGAAUAUUUUUGGUACACUUCCCCAGAUCUAUGCCUCAACACAAUCCUGUCUCAGAGCUCUACGGACAAUUCCUUUGACCUUUUGGUUUUUGCUCUGACAUGCACUGUCAACUGUGGGACCUUAUAUAGACAGGUGUGUGCCUUUCCAAAUCAUGUCCAAUCAAUUGAAUUUACCACAGGUGGACUCCAAUCAAGUUGUAGAAACAUCUCAAGGAUGAUCAAUGGAAACAGGAUACACUGGAGCUCAAUUUCGAGUCUCAUAGCAAAGGGUCUGAAUACUAUUUAUGUUUUUUUAUUUUUAAUACAUUUGCAAACAUUUCUAAAAACCAGUUUUCGCUUUGCAAUAAUGGGGUAUUGUGUGUGGAUUGAUGAGAAGAAGAAAACACAAUGUAAUCCAUUUUAGAAUAAGGCUGUAAUGUAACAAAAUGUGGAAAAAGGGAAGGGGUCUGAAUACUUUCAUUUUACAUUUACAUUUUACAUUUUAGUCAUUUAGCAGACGCUCUUAUCCAGAGCGACUUACAAAUUGGUGCAUUCACCCUAUAGCCAGUGGGAUAACCACUUUACAAUUAUUAUUUUUUUUGGGGGGGGGAAGGGGGGGGGGGGUAGAAGGAUUACUUUCCAAAUGCACUGUACAUCUGACAUUACACACGGUACAUAAUGACAAGUCAAACUGUGUAAGGCUGUGUAAUAUGUAAUAAAUGUCACACCUGAGGACCUGUAGUGAUAAUAGUAGAAGAUAGAAGAAGAUAAGAAUGUUCUUUGUGUUGGUCCAGAGGUGCGUCACAGUCUCAGAACAGAGGCACAUGAAGGGGACCAGUGUCUGAGGCCAGCCAGGGGCUUUUGGACCCCCAGAUAACAGCUAACAGUCUGAUAGUAAACCCUCUGUUUACGAGACGGGAGCUUGUAUUUUGGAUUCGUUCAUAGAUUAGAUAAAGUAUCAGUGCAUUUGCACUAGAACCCCCCCCCCCCCCCCCCCUUCCAACCUUCGUCACCCAUUGGCCAGUGUGUUUGUUUUGAGUCACAGAGGGUCUACCAGACAGGUCCCUCACACAUACAGAAUGUGUAUGAUAAACAAAACCUAGGUCUUUGCAAUGUAGAAUAACAUUUAUGUGGGCUAUUGAUCAUGCCAGUAUUUUACUCGUGUUCACCAAAACCUAGUUAAUCAAUCAGCCACGGUUAUUUAUCUGAAUUGGCCUGUAUACCAGACUCUUUACUGAGGACAAGCAGAUGUUUAAAAAUAUAUUUGAGGUAAUGUUUUUCGUUCUCGCACGGCUUUGGAGCUUUUGGAAUUUCCCUCUGAUGUUUACUUUGCUGUUAGACGCUAGCCAAAAUGGACAAAAUACUUCUGUGUACCGUCAAUCAAAUUGGUCUUAAAAGAACAUCUCAUUCCAAAAUCAUGGGCAUUAAAAUGGAGUUGGUCCCCCCUUUGCUGUUAUAACAGCAUCCAGUCUUCUUGGGAGGCUUUCCACUAGAUGUUGGAACAUUGCUGCGGGGACUUGCUUCCAUUCAGCCACAAGAGCAUUAGUGAGGUCGAGCACUGAUGUUAUGCGAUUAGGCCUGGCUCGCAGUCGGCGUUCCAAUUCAUCCCAAAGGUGUUCAAUGGGGUUGAGGUCAGGGCUCUGUGCAGGCCAGUCAAGUUCUUCCACACCGAUCUCAACAAACGAUUUCUGUAUGGACCUCGCUUUGUGCACGGGGGCAUUGUCAUGCUGAAACAGUAAAGGGCCUUCCCCAAACUGUACAGUUGGCACUAUGCAUUGGGGCAGGUAGCGUUCUCCUGGCAUCCGCCAAACCCAGAUUUGUCCAUUGGACUGUCAGAAUGUGAAGUAUGAUUAAUCACUCCAGAGAACGCGUUUCCACUGUUCCAGAAUUGCCGAGUUUUACACUAUUCCCACUGACGCUUGGCAUUGCGCAUGGUGAUCUUAGGCUUGUGUGCGGCUGUUCGGCCAUGGAAACCCAUUUCAUGAAGCUCCCGAUGAACAGUUCUUGUGCUGACGUUGCUUCCAGAGGCAGUUUGGAACUCGGUAGUGAGAGUUGCAACCGAGGACACAAUAAUAGAUGGACAUUAUUUGUCGUCCAUUCCUUUCAGUAGAAUAUACAUUUCUGUCAGCACCACCAUUGUUCGCUCUGGUAGCUGUGCUGUUAUUACAGUCAUGUCGAUGGGCAAUUGAACUAUCAAAAGAAACAUGCAUUGUUUACAAUCAAUGUCACUUCUGGGUUUUCCUUUCACACUGGGAUGUUGGAGCUGUAAUUACUCUGUAAUGUCUGUCCUUUCUCUGAAACAAAUAGGACCUGGUUUGGCAUAUGCUGGGUGUGUGUUCAUGUGUUUUCUCCUGGCCCUCCCACCCCUCAGAAUAUCUCCAAAACUCAAUCUGGUUGACAGCAUCUGCUCUGUAAAUAGAAAAGGACAUCUCAUAGAUCCCUGUAGAUUUGUUGCCCUAUAUGCCUGAUGUAUGGCAGCAUGUUAGAAUAGAGUAUUGGUCAUCCUGAGACAUUGUGUUCAGACUGACUCAGUCUCAGGGCAGGAUGGGCCGCAGGUGCACCCUCUCCACCUGUCAUAGCCUGGUCUCAGCCCAGUCUGCCUGGUGAUCCCCCCUCUACAGAGGACAGCUGAAUUUUACGCGCUAUGCGCUUCAGCACUUGGCGGUCCCGUUCUGUGACCUUGUGUGGCCUACCACUUCGCGGCUGAGCCGUUGUUGAUCCUAGACGUUUCCACUUCACAAUAACAGCACUUACAGUUGACCGGGGCAGGUCUAGCAGGGCAGAAAUUUGAUUAACUGACUUGUUGGAAAGGUGGCAUCCUAUGACGGUGCCACGUUGAAAGUCACUGAGCUCUUCAGUAAGGCCAUUCUACUGUCAAUGUUUGUCUAUGGAGAUUGCAUGGCUGUGUGCUCAAUUUUAUGCACCGAUCAGCAAUGGGUGUGGCUGAAAUAGCAGAAUCCACUAAUUUGAAGGGGUGUCCACAUACUUUUGUAUAGAGUAUGAUUCUAUGAAAUGUGAACAAUUAUGUAAUUUUACCAAGAAUACGUACAGAACCUUUCAAAGUUAUGGAGCCCAAUAAACUUUUGUCAUAAAAGUUUACUAUAGACUACCAAUGUAAUAUCUGUCUUUCCCCAGACACCCAUACCAACCUGUCCCUGAACAUCCCGUACCUGUCUCCUGAGGUCUACACGGUCCCCUUCACCAUCUCUGACAGCAGCUCUCCUCCCAGGAGCACCUUCAUCAACCUGCCAGGUGACACACAUUGAUAUGUGUUGAAGCAGAAUAUUUUGCUCUACGCAGACAUGUUUGCAAAAUGUGACAUGUGUCAUUUCUCAUGUAUUACAACUGGAACUGUGAUGUUGUCACUAUAAUAGAUGGCCGUUAUUUGUCGUCCAUUCCUUUCAGUAGAAUAUACAUUUCUGUCAGCACCACCAUUGUUCGCUCUGGUAGCUGUGCUGUUAUUACAGUCAUGUCGAUUGACAAUUGAACUAUCAAAAGAAACAUGCAUUGUUUACAAUCAAUGUCACUUCUGGGCUUUCCUUUCACACUGGGAUGUUGGAGCUGUAAUUACUCUGUAAUGUCUGUCCUUUCUCUGAAAACAAAUAGCAGUGGGUUGGACAUAUGCUUGGUCUGUGUUCAUGUGUUUUCUCCUGGCCCUCCCACCCCUCAGAAUAUCUCCAAAACUCAAUCUGGUUGACAGCAUCUGCUCUGUAAAUAGAAAAGGACAUCUCAUAGAUCCCUGUAGAUUUGUUGCCCUAUAUGCCUGAUGUAUGGCAGCAUGUUGGAAUAGAGUACUGGUCAUCCUGAGACAUUGUGUUCAGACUGACUCAGUCUCAGGGCAGGAUGGGCCGCAGGUGCACCCUCUCCACCUGUCGCAGCCUGGUCUCAGCCCAGUCUGCCUGGUGAUCCCCCCUCUACAGCACACUGAACUGAUUUACCGUAGUAAAACCCUGAGGCCGCAGGGGCAUGGAGAUGUUCUCUCCCUGUCAUCGUGACCUGCUCAGGGUAUCUGUAAUGUGCUUAUGAGAGCUGAAUAUGUCCCUGUACUGUGUGAGUAGUGUUGACUGUGUCUUAAAUCACAGUGACGGUGUGCCCGUGCAAUGUGAGAGGAAACUGCAGGACCGCCGCUAAGCAGCUGCAAGGCAUGCCAACCAUCCAGUCCACCGUUGGCAUCCUUCUGGGAACCCUUGGGGUCAUAGGUAAGAGUAGCUGCUGUUGGACUGUAGACUGAACACCUUUAAGAUACCAAGUGAAAACAGCGAAGUCAAUCAAUCAAUCAAUCAAAUGUAUUUAUAAAGCCCAUUUUACAUUAGCAGUUGUCACAAAGUGCUUGUACAGAAACCGAGCCUCAAGUGUAAGCAACAUGGUCCUUUGUGUAAUUUUGUGUCAUGAUGAUCUGUGUUCACUUAGGAUCUUUUUCAGGAUCUUACAUUUGAGUUAGUCAUGGGAAAUUUUAGUAUGGUGGGCCUAAUUUUAUCUUUCUUAUUUAUCCCAGGAAUCAUUCUAAUCGUUGUGUUUGUGAGGCUGUCCUACCAGAACCCCAAACCGCCGAGCAAAACCAACCAGGAGAGAGAGCCCCUGAGGAUCUCACUGUGAGGGUACUGCCUGCAUAUGUCUCUGACUGUGCCCUUAUGGACAGG